UCUCUCCUUGUUCUUCACACAGCACAUCACAAGCUUGAUAAAGAGAGAGUUUCUAGGGUUUUUCUUAUAUAUUUUGAUAAGACAAAAUCUUAUUAAACUUAACUUCUUUAUCAAUGGCUUAUUCUAAGAUUGCUAUUCUCCUUAUCUUCAAUGUCAUCUUCUUCACUUUGGUCAGCUCCACUUACGUUCCUAGCCCACCACCACCGUACAAGAAGCCCUCACCGUCGUCUCCUUACCCCACUUGUAAAAACGCUUUAAAACUUAAGGUUUCUCUACCAUCAUCCUCCAAAUGUUGCAGCCUUAUCAACGGUUUAGUUGAUCUUGAGGCUGCGGUCUGUCUUUGCACUGCCCUAAAGGCUAACCUCCUCGGGAUCAAGCUAAAUGUUCCCAUUUCGUUGAGUGCUAUCCUAAACCAUUGUGGCAAGAAAGUUCCAUCU
Molecule: messenger RNA, 437 nt
Organism: Thlaspi arvense
Lineage: Eukaryota; Viridiplantae; Streptophyta; Magnoliopsida; Brassicales; Brassicaceae
Source: the annotation of a GenBank genome assembly